Molecule: messenger RNA, 579 nt
Organism: Hypanus sabinus (Atlantic stingray)
Lineage: Eukaryota; Metazoa; Chordata; Chondrichthyes; Myliobatiformes; Dasyatidae
Product: probable G-protein coupled receptor 142
Exons: 2
Coding region: 1-579 (192 amino acids)
Biological process (GO): G protein-coupled receptor signaling pathway
Cellular component (GO): plasma membrane
Molecular function (GO): G protein-coupled receptor activity
Source: RefSeq, a predicted model, not a curated record
AUGUUGCAAUUGAAGAUUCCCAGAGGAGAUCUCAGGGUUUAUAACUGUGUUGCUCCCGGACGGAAUGCGGAUCCGGAGCUUCAAUCAGAAAGGCCGUCAAAAGCGUGCGGGCCGAAAAUGUUGGAAACAUUUAACAGCGCCCGGAGGAUCUGCUAUUUGAUCAUUGCCAUCAUUGGUUUGCCCGUGAAUUUGGUGGCGAUCGCUAUCCUGUCCCGGGGAAAGUGCGGCCUCUCCAGCUGCACCACUCGCUACUUGGUUGUCAUGGCAGCAGCGGACAUGCUGGCUGUCGUCACCGCCGUCAUACUCAUGCGAAUCAGCUAUUACUUUCCCGGAUCAUACCUGGACAGGUAUCCCACCUGUAACAUUAACUUUUUCCUGAUGUGCGCGGCCAGGGACUGUUCCGUCUGGUUCACCGUCGCAUUCAGCUUCGACCGCUUUGUCCUCAUUUGUUGCCAGAAGCUGAAAACAAAAUACUGCACCUUGAAAACUGCGGCGGCGGUUCUGGCGAUAACCGGCGUCCUGCUGUGUCUGAAAAAACGUCCCCUUCUAUUUCUCUUCCGAACCCAAAUUUAUCAUUGA